Molecule: messenger RNA, 1179 nt
Organism: Cicer arietinum (chickpea)
Lineage: Eukaryota; Viridiplantae; Streptophyta; Magnoliopsida; Fabales; Fabaceae
Biological process (GO): endoplasmic reticulum to Golgi vesicle-mediated transport
Cellular component (GO): TRAPPI protein complex; TRAPPIII protein complex; TRAPPII protein complex
Source: RefSeq, a predicted model, not a curated record
UUAAAUUAUUAUAUUUUAAAAAAAAUAAAAACUUUCCUUUCAGAAUCCCUAAUCCCUUCUCUGCAUCUCGCACAAGUUGCUCUUUCCGAUCACACUAUCCUCCGUCCGGCCGCUCCUUUUCGCUGCCAUAACAGUUUCGAAUCCGAUCACCGAGGACUUGGAGGUCUCGCAGGGUCGACCUCCAGUCUGGUUUUUAAAACAUUGCCAUCAAGAGGACUAAUGUGUUUGGUGUGUGAGUUAGAAGCAUCAUAUAAGGAGCAAGAGGAUGAUUGGAGUCGGAAAGAUCAAGCAGUACGGUAACGUCCUCGAUAAACCCCUUGCCAAGGGCAAACAAGAGGUUAGUUUGAGUGCAUUUGCAUUCUUAUUCUCCGAGCUUGUUCAGUACAACCAAACGCAGGUUGACAAUAUUGGCGAGCUCGAACGAAGACUGGAGGAUGCUGGAUAUGCAGUUGGGGCUCGUGUUCUUGAGCUGCUUUGCCACAGAGAUAAGGGAAACAGAAGGGAGACACGGUUGCUGGGUAUUCUUUCUUUUGUACACAGUACAGUGUGGAAAGUACUAUUUGGAAAGGUAGCUGACUCACUGGAGAAAGGAACUGAACACGAAGAUGAAUACAUGAUCAGUGAAAAGGAACUCCUUGUAAACAAAUUCAUUUCUAUCCCAAAGGACAUGGGAACGUUUAACUGCGGCGCAUUUGUUGCUGGAAUAGUUCGGGGUGUUUUGGAUGGUGCCGGCUUUCCAGCUGUUGUAACAGCUCAUUUUGUGCCCAUGGAAGGGCAACAACGGCCUCGGACAACAAUUUUGAUAAAAUUUGCAGAAGAGGUGUUACGUAGAGAAGCAAGAUUAGGCUGAUGUUUAUACCGAGUUGUCAAUAAGAUAUUUGUAAUGCUGAACACCAAUAUGAAAAGUAUUUUAAGAUUCUGACCAACCUGUCCUUUUGAUAUGUGCUUCAAACUCGUUUCUGAUUCUAUCGUAUGUUAUGCUUUGAAGUCGAGAAUUGUUCUUACUCAGGAAUUAUAUAUAAUGUACAAAAAAUCUUUUGUUGUUUAAUUUCAAUAUCUCAUCCUGCAUAUUGAUUGAGGAUAACUCAGGGAUGUAGUAAAGUUUGAUUUAUUAGCAAACUACGAAAUAUUUAUGUAGUUUGUUGAAUGUACAUUGGUCUCAAGAAAUUCUAUAAGCAA